Puntigrus tetrazona (Sumatra barb) is the source of this 3891-nucleotide messenger RNA. It is a transcript of the gene pygmb, whose product is annotated as phosphorylase, glycogen, muscle b. Gene Ontology annotation, molecular function: glycogen phosphorylase activity; pyridoxal phosphate binding. The record is from RefSeq and is a predicted model, not a curated record. Lineage: Eukaryota; Metazoa; Chordata; Actinopteri; Cypriniformes; Cyprinidae. The transcript has 20 exons. Gene Ontology annotation, biological process: glycogen catabolic process. The coding region runs from base 110 to 2638 and encodes 842 amino acids. Gene Ontology annotation, cellular component: cytoplasm.
GAAGCAUCUGCUGGAGAUCACGGUGACGCGCGUCGCAACACACGCAGGAGGCAUCACGUAGACUAUAUCCCUGGUGCGCCAGACCUCCUAUUAUAUAACAAACUACAAGAUGUCCAAGCCACUGACGGACCAAGAGAAGAGGAAGCAAAUUUCCGUGCGAGGUCUCGCCGGGGUUGAAAACGUCGCAGACCUCAAGACCAAUUUUAAUCGCCAUCUGCACUUCACUUUGGUUAAGGACCGUAAUGUUGCAACGAAGCGCGACUACUACUUCGCCCUGGCGCACACCGUCCGAGACCAUUUGGUGGGAAGAUGGAUCCGGACGCAGCAGCAUUACUACGAGAAGGACCCUAAACGCGUGUACUAUCUCUCUCUGGAAUUCUACAUGGGACGGACCCUUCAAAACACCAUGGUAAACUUAGCUUUGGAGAAUGCCUGUGAUGAGGCCAUCUAUCAGCUGGGUCUGGAUAUGGAGGAGUUGCAGGACAUGGAGGAGGAUGCUGGCCUGGGAAACGGAGGCCUUGGUCGACUGGCAGCUUGCUUUCUGGACUCCAUGGCGACCUUGGGCCUGGCAGCAUAUGGAUAUGGAAUCCGCUAUGAGUUUGGAAUCUUCAAUCAGAAAAUCAUGAAUGGCUGGCAGGUGGAGGAAGCAGAUGAUUGGCUGCGUUACGGCAAUCCUUGGGAAAAAGCCCGGCCUGAAUACAUGCGCCCUGUGCAUUUCUAUGGUCGAGUGGAACACCACCCCGAAGGAGUGAAAUGGGUGGACACACAGGUUGUCCUUGCCCUUCCCUAUGACACACCUGUGCCAGGAUACAGAAACAACAUUGUUAAUACAAUGAGGCUCUGGUCUGCCAAAGCUCCAUGUGAAUUCCACCUCAAAGAUUUUAAUGUUGGUGGAUACAUCCAGGCCGUUCUGGACAAGAAUCUCGCUGAGAACAUCUCCCGUGUGCUUUACCCUAAUGACAAUUUCUUUGAGGGGAAAGAGUUGCGUCUGAAGCAGGAGUAUUUUGUGGUGGCUGCAACUCUCCAGGACAUUAUCCGCAGGUUUAAAGCCUCCAAGUUUGGCUCAACUGAGGUGGUGCGCAUGGAUCUGACCACACUGCCGGAUAAGGUUGCUAUACAGUUGAAUGACACUCAUCCUGCAAUGGCCAUCCCAGAGCUGAUGAGAAUACUGAUGGAUGAUGAGAAACUAUCCUGGGACAUGGCUUGGGACAUCACUGUGCGUACUUGCGCAUAUACCAACCACACUGUCUUACCAGAAGCUCUGGAACGCUGGCCCGUCGACCUGUUCCAAAACCUCCUGCCCCGUCACCUAGAGAUCAUCUACGAGAUAAACAGACGUCAUCUGGAGCGGAUCUCUGCGCUUUACCCUGGUGAUUAUGAUCGUUUGAGACGCAUGUCUCUUAUUGAGGAGGGCGGACAGAAGAAGAUCAACAUGGCUCAUCUCUGCAUCGUUGGCUCUCAUGCAGUUAAUGGCGUGGCACAAAUCCAUUCAGACAUUAUUAAGGACACUGUUUUUAAGGACUUCUAUGAUGUGGACCCAGAGAAGUUUCAGAACAAGACCAAUGGUAUCACACCUCGUCGCUGGCUUGUCAUGUGUAACCCUGGACUGGCUGAGGUUAUCGCUGAGAGAAUCGGAGAAGACUACAUCCGUGACCUGAGCCAGCUGAAGAACCUCUUGAAGUUUGUGGAUGAUGAUGCUUUCAUUCGAGACAUUGCCAAAGUCAAACAAGAGAAUAAGAUGAAAUUUGCAGUGCAUCUAGAAGAACAAUACAAGGUGAAGAUUAACCCAAACUCUAUGUUUGAUGUCCAAGUGAAGAGGAUCCAUGAAUACAAAAGACAGCUGAUGAACUGUCUGCACAUCAUCACCCUCUACAACCGCAUCAAGAAGGAGCCUAACAAGACCUGGACUCCUAGGACCAUUAUGAUUGGAGGAAAGGCGGCUCCUGGGUAUCACACUGCUAAGAUGAUCAUCAAACUGAUCACAGCAAUUGGAGAUGUGGUGAAUAAUGACAGUGUGGUGGGAGAUCGUCUGAAAGUCAUCUUCCUUGAGAACUACAGAGUUACACUGGCUGAGAAAGUCAUCCCUGCAGCUGACCUGUCCGAGCAGAUCUCCACAGCGGGAACAGAAGCUUCUGGAACAGGCAACAUGAAGUUCAUGCUGAACGGAGCUCUGACCAUCGGCACCAUGGAUGGGGCUAACGUGGAGAUGGCAGAAGAGGCGGGAGAAGAGAACCUCUUCAUCUUCGGCAUGAGAGUGAAGGAUGUGGAAGCUUUGGAUAAGAAAGGAUAUGAUGCCAUGGAGUAUUAUAACCGCAUUCCAGAACUGAAGCAAGUCAUGGAUCAGAUCUCUGGAGGAUUCUUCAGCCCUGGAGAACCUGAUCAGUUUAAAGACAUUGUUAAGAUGUUGAUGCACCACGACAGGUUCAAGGUGUUCGCUGACUAUGAAGACUACAUCAAAUGUCAGGACAAAGUCAGCGCCCUGUAUAAGAAUACUAAAGAAUGGACCAAGAUGGUCAUCCACAACAUAGCCGGUUGUGGCAAAUUCUCCAGCGACCGCACCAUCGCCCAGUACGCCCGUGAGAUCUGGGACAUGGAGCCUAGUCUGGAGAAGAUCGCAGCUCCAGACGACUCCCGCUAAGUCCUUCCACAGCAUCAGAAUCUUCCUGUUGUAGCUGUUCUCACAUUUAAGUUUAUUUACCAUUGUGACGAUGUAGAAAGGUGAUUUUAACGUUGACAUGUCAUAGGAGAUGUUUCUCCAUCUUGCCGUCAGACAGCCAGAAUACCUCACAACUUCCCUGCUCGAGCGACGAGCUGUCAACGCAUCUAGCUUUGUGGCAUGUUAAUAUACAGUAUAUGUUGGUGUAAGAAUGUUAGUUUUUUCUGUGAAAUAUUAUGAAAAGAUAUGAAGUAUUUGUCUAUCCAUGCCAGCAGAACAGCACAGCCUCAUCCCAGAGAACCGAACAUACACUGUGAGGGCAAAAAGUAUAGCAAAAAUGUUCAUUUAGCCACUUAUCACAGCAUGAUGACUGUUAUCAGAAACCACCUUUUUUUUUGUGCGUGUGUGUGUUGUUUAAGCUUUGAAUCACUUAUACUAUUUCUAUUUCCAACAGGCAUUUAUUACAUAACCAGUUUGGGCUUUAAUUAGUUUGAAUAUGGUGCAGUAACAGUCAAACCGAUAUAAAAUACCUGUCCUGUCAUAUGUUCUGUCUUCUUAAAACGACCUGCCUUAACCAUACAAGUGUUGUUUGUGUAUGUUUAGGUCUGUAUCUCUGCCUGUCUUACGCUGGCCUGGUAAUGCUCCUGACUUGUUCUUUCGCCCACGGAGCUCCUCACUUUAGCACUUUAGGCAUGAUCUGUCACUUUUGUCCUCAUGAAGUGCUGUACUGUAAUUCUUUCCACACGUACUGUUGUAACUCCGGACUGGUUUUCACACCACAUAAAAUAAGACCUGCAGGAAUGAUCAUGGGGCCCUGCUGAAAACUGUGCUUGAAUCUAGUGAGGUAGCAAAACCAAUAUAACACUGAAGUGUGAUUCUCCGUAUCGGCCAGGCUGUGUUCAAGACCCUGAUGUGUAUUUACUCAAGAUAUAUUGUAAUAGACUUAUAUAUUUAGAAUAGGAAAUGAAUGUAUGGUGCAGUGCAAUUAAACUAGGCAUAAAUUGCCGGUUUAGUGAUAACGGAAGGUGGUGUAUUUAUGUCAUUCCUACAUGGACUCGCAACCUAACCUGCAACUAGUUAGCAGCUCCAGCCGCCACCGUCCCCUCCGGUGAUCUUGUCAGGUUUUUUUUGUUCUCUCUGAAUGUUUUGCCCAUAUUGUGGGUAACAAGACACACCAAACAGUCCCGCGGAUGCCCUUGAAGAGUAACAAAAUGAAAUAAAGUGAUUAAGAGUGA